Molecule: messenger RNA, 5457 nt
Organism: Lymnaea stagnalis (great pond snail)
Lineage: Eukaryota; Metazoa; Mollusca; Gastropoda; Lymnaeidae
Source: the annotation of a GenBank genome assembly
GUCUAUUUUAAACCUAUAUUCACUCGGAUUCGUUUGGUCAAAUGUUUUAUAAUCUAGAGGCAUUAAUAAUGUAAUCGCUUAUAGUCAUGAAAAUUCCCUUGCGGGUUAUAUUUAAGCAGCACAAUUUAUAUAUAUAAUAGUUUUAUUAAAAUUCAAUGUGGUCAUUUUGUAAAGGCUAAUUCUCUACAGAUGCUGAAAAGAAAAACGAUUUAUCCUUAAAAAUUAAAAUUAAAUUGCAAUUCAUCUUUUUCUUCUUUAAAGUUCCUAUGUUUAUCUUUUAUUCUAUUUACAUCCUUUAAAGUUAUAUUUUCCUACAAGUGUUGACAAAUAUUUGUUUAAAUGUUAAACGCAUACAUUCUGAACAUUAUUGUGGAUGAUCCCUGAAAUUUUUCACAUAUUUUAACAUAUUAAUCGGGCAACAAUUUUUUAGAUAUAUUAUUCAAUUUUUACUGAGAAAGAAAUGUUAUAGAUUUAAUGAGAUUUCAAAAAACAAGUCAAUUAGACAAAGUUCGCCUUUAUCAGGAUUCCCAAAGCGUAGACAAUGGCGUUUGAAAAAGUAUUUCAAUUUCACUUUAAAGGACUUACAUCACUCAAUCCGCUGCCCUCGCGUGACAAUGCCUCGUCUCUUUCUUAUCAUCGGCGUCUCUCUGGCUUUUCUGGCUGCAGCGAAUGGAGCACUGCUCCGUGGACUUGGUGAGUAAAAGAUGGUUUCAAAUAAUGUAUCGUCUUUUUUAAUAAAUUAAUUAACAGUCAAUAUGGUAAACACGUUAUGAUUUUAUAACAUAUUACUUAGUGUUUUUGUGGAGUGGAAACACAAAGGUGUGAAAGACACCUCCACAUAAUAUCAUAAAUAUAAUGUGAUAGACAUAAAGUCAUACAAAUGAAAUUGUAAACAUAAUAUACUAAACAUAAAUUCAUACAAAUAAAGACGUUACCAUACGGUCGUGGUCAGUGACUCAGUCUUUGGUUACUGCAUAGGACGCCACAUAUUCCUUUGCAUUUGUAUGGCGAUACUCAAAUGACGUCACGAAAUCUUGUCAAAGUGGCUAUGACAUUGUGCUCAUUGGAAACACCCAAAGUUGAGGAGAUUAGAUUACCCUAAAUGAUAAAGAAAGUAUGCAUAGCAUAGGUUCGUUACCUAGCGUUUCAUGAGGUCAUAGAUGUUUGUAAGACCUGCCAUGUAGACCUGCAUGUUUAUUGACUACGCAAUUUUGAUAAUAAUGUUGUUGUUUUUUAAAUUACGUAAAGUAGACCUGUAUGUAUGUUGACUACGCCGUGUUGACCUGUAUUUUGUUGACUACGCCAUGUUGAUAUGUAUGUUUGUUGACUACGCCAUGUAGAUCUGUGUGUUAGUUGCCCACGCCGUAAAGACGUGUUUGUUUCUUGACUACGCCCUGUAGACCUGUAUUUUUGUUAACUAUAUUGCGUGGGCCUUUUAACAAUGGAACCAGUCAUUCUGCCCUUACAGACUCAUUUUCGAUGAAAGACAGUUCGUUUGUUGAGAAGUGUAUUCAAUAACAUGUCUUAAAAUAGAUUCAACUAUUCAACAACAGGACUUAAUUUAUUCAUUAGAUAAAAUGUCAAACUUGAUUUAGUCAGUAGAUAAAAUGUCAAACUUGAUUUCUACAUUAGAUAAAAUGUCAAAUUCGAUUUGGUCAUUUAAUAAAAUGCCGAGCUUGAUCUGAUCUUCGGAUACAAUAUUUUGAAACAAAUUUAUACAUCUUGUAUGAUCAAAUCUAUUUUUGGAUAAUAUUUGUUAAAAUAACAGUAUAAAUAAAACAGUAUAUUAUGACCAGCUUAAGAGUGCUAAAACUCGGGCAUCAGUCACUGUUUCAAUAAAUGACAAUCACCAUCAUAUCCUUUAGAAGGGUUGAAUCAAAACCGACCAAUUGUGCGAGUAACGGUUUGAGCCUGACAAUGUUCUUAACGGAAUUUUUUAAAAACGCUGUUGAGGCUUGGUUAUUGAAACAUUUAUUCAGUUUUAAUGGAGUUUCUGUCACGAAAAGGCAUUCACAUAAAUAGAAAGUGGUAUCAACAAACAGUGUUAUCAACAGUUGUAUCAACGGUGGUAUCAACAGUAGCAUCAACUGUCGUAUCGACAGAUCAACAGAACGGGGAAACCAACUUUAGAGCUUGACGAUCUCUAGCGAAAACGCUGCAUGAAAACUUACCACGACGAAUCAUGUUCACGUGAUAGUGACUUCAUAAUUCGUCAAAGUCUCCCAAUCUUACGCUUGACGUGGGCAAUGGUUAAGGAGUGCGUUUUUGAGAAUCAGCUUAUUCGAUGGGAAGACUGUCCGAGACAGUGCAUACUUUGAACACAUUACGCCAGCAUCAUUCUACCUGAGUGAGACAGUACACAUUUUCAACUCAUUACGCCAGUAACACACAACCGGAACACCUGAAAGGGUUUAUUAUCCCCCCCCCCCGGGGUCCAUUCGCAAAACUGAUUUGAGAAGUGCUUAGAAAAUGUCUCCAUAUUGACAGCAAGAUGCUUGAUUUUUAAAGAGAUGUGGUGAUGGUGUGGUAUGUUGAGACUAUAAGAGGAAAUGGUGGUGUGGGCUGUUUAUAUUUAUGAGGAGGGUGGUGUGGGCUGUUCAGACUAUAAGAGGAGAUGGUGGUGUGGGCUGUUUAGAUUUAUGAGGAGGGUGGUGUGGGCUGUCUAGACUAUAAGAGGAGAUGGUGGUGUGGGCUGUUAAGAUUUAUGAGGAGGGUGGUGUGGGCUGUUUAGACUAUAAGAGGAGAUGGUGGUGUGGGCUGUUUAGAUUUAUGGUGGUGUGGGAUGUUUAGACUAUAAGAGGAGAUGGUGGUGUGGGCUGUUUAGAUUUAUGAGGAGGGUGGUGUGGGCUGUUAAGAUUUAUGAGGAGGGUGGUGUGGGCUGUUAAGAUUUAUGAGGAGGGUGGUGUGGGCUGUUAAGAUUUUUGAGGAGGGUGGUGUGGGCUGUUAAGAUUUAUGAGGAGGGUGGUGUGGGCUGUUAAGAUUUAUGAGGAUGGUGGUGUGGGCUGCUUAGCUUUGUGAGGGGGUGGUGUGGGCUAUUUAGCUUUGUGAGGGAGUGGUGUGGGCUAUUUAGCUUUUUGAGGGGGUGGUGUGGGCUAUUUAGCUCUGUGAGGGAGUGGUGUGGGCUGUUUAACUUUUUGAGGGGUUGGUGUGGGCUAUUUAGCUUUGUGAGGAUGAAGGUGUGAGCUAUUUAGAUUUGUGAGGAGGAAAGUGUGAGCUAUUUAGCUUUGUGAGGGAGUGGUGUGGGCUGUUUAACUUUUUGAGGGGGUGGUGUGGGCUAUUUAGCUUUGUGAGGGAGUGGUGUGGGCUAUUUAGCUUUUUGAGGAGGGUUGUGUGGGCUAUUUAGCUUUGUGAGGGAGUAGUGUGAGCUGUUUAACUUUUUGAGGGGUUUGUAUGGGCUGUUUAGCUUAAUAUGGUGUGGUGUGGGCUGUUUAGCUUAAUGAUGGUGUGAUGUGGGCUGUUUAGCUUAAUGAUGUUGUUGUGUGGGCUGUUUAGCUUAAUGAGUGGGUGGCAUGGGCUGUUUAGCUUAAUGAGUGGGUGGCAUGGGCUGUUUAGCUUAAUGAGCGGGAGGUGUGGGCUGUUUAGCUUAAUGAUGGUGUGGUGUGGGCUGUUUGCUUAUGAUAGUGUGGUGUGGUGUGGACUGUUUAGCUUAAUGAGCGGGUGGCAUAGGCUGUUUAGCUUAAUGAGGUUGUGGUGUGGGCUGUUUAACUUAAUGAGGUGGUGGUAUAGGCUGUUUAACUUAAUGAGGUUGUGGUGUGGGCUGUUUAACUUAAUGAGGUGGUGGUAUAGGCUGUUUAACUUAAUGAGGUGGUGGUAUAGGCUGUUUAACUUAAUGAGGUUGUGGUGUGGGCUGUUUAACUUAAUGAGGUGGUGGUAUGGGCUGUUUCACUUAAUGAGGUGGUGGUGUGGGGUGUUUCACUUAAUGAGGUGGUGGUGUGGGGUGUUUCACUUAAUGAGGUGGUGGUGUGUGGUGUUUAGACACUAAUGGGGGUGAUGGUGUGAGCUGUACAGGCUUUACAUUCAAACAGCUGCAUAAAAACAUUUCGUGUAUACAUAUAAUAUCUGUACAUGUUUUAUAUAUCAAAGCCUAAAUUAAAUGUCUCUCUAUAAUCUUUAAAAUGUUAGACCCAACCUUGGUAAAUCGACACACAAAUAAAUCUUCAUGAGAAAUAAACUCAUCGAUUCAGUCUAACAGUUUUCCUCUUUUCUUGUGAUUACAAUAUUAUGGCGCAUAAAUUGCUGCAUAUUAAAAGGGAUUGUUUGAUAUCGUAUUUAAAAAUUGUUUCGAAAGUAACUAAUGACACAAAUGUUUGUGUCUUAACAAAUUUAUAGCUAUUUUUCUUUAAACUAAAAAUGUCUAAAACUACAACCAAAAAUUGAAUAAUUUAUUCUUUGUUUUGAACGACUUGUGCAGCUCCGUGUCCUGACAAUCGCGUGGCUGGAGACACGUGGUAUCCGGAAGGUUGCAUGAAAUGUGACUGCUACGUUGAUGAAUAUCAAUGUGCCAGGUAAUCUAUCAUCUAUCUAUCUAUCUAUCUAUCUAUCUAUCUAUCUAUCUAUCUAUCUAUCUAUCUAUCUAUCUAUCUAUCUAUCUAUCUAUCUAUCUAUCUAUCUAUCUAUCUAUCUAUCUAUCUAUCUAUCUCUCUAUCUCUCUCUCUAUCUCUCUAUCUCUCUAUCUAUAUAUCUCUCUAUCUAUCUCUCUCUCUAUCUAUCUAUCUCUCUCUCUCUAUCUAUAUAUAUAUAUAUAUAUAUAUAUAUAUAUAUAUAUAUAUCUAAGAUUUAUUCGAUAUAAAAGAUAUAUAAAUGGUAUAACAUAUAUUAAAAUCAUUUAUGAAUUUGUAAAUAGAAGUCUUCAUGUUCCUUCCUUUCAGCUGCGGUGUCUAUGCAUUCGCCUACAACACAAGCAAGUGCUAUGAAGAACUCGAUGCAAGCAAACCCUACCCAGACUGCUGCCUGCCUAAAAUUGUAUGUGUCGGGGACUCUGGCUUCAACUCCAGCAAACUAGCUAAGCCGCCCGCCGUGGUUGCCCCGCCCGUUGUAGUUGCUAAAACCACCACCAAACCACCUCAAACAAAAGGACCAACUAAGCCCACACCUAAAACAACCCCUAAACCAACCCCUAAACCAACCCCUAAACCAACCCCUAAACCAACCCCUAAACCAGCCCCUAAACGGCCUAUUAAAUAGAAGCCCAGGAAACAACAAGAUAAAAACCGAAGAGGUUGAUGUACUCUAUAACCCUCCCCCCAUAAAAUAAAGUAAUUAACACGGACCUAUUACUUUAUGAUCUUAUGAUCAAUAGUAAGCCAUGGGAUUUUUUUUAAAAUUAAAAUAAAUAAAAAUAAAAAUUGUAUUAUUUUUAGAUGAUGCCUGUUUCUUACUAUUAAAAAAAAAAAGAUUUGUCAUCACGUGUCAUCAAAAUAAAAGUAUACAAUAAAAUUUGGCUGUUGUUCAUUCCUU